GUCAUAGUUCCACUACAUCUAACUGCUUUCACAUGUCAGAAGGUCACCUUUAUUACCCGACAGGUUGUUAUUGUUUUCAUAAUUGUACAGUAUUUAGUAACUACUAUCCAAUAAUUCACCAAAAAAGAAGCAAUAAGUAAAUGGUAUAACAUGUUUAGUUGACAAUAAAAGAGAGAUAAAAGGAGAAUUACGAUGAUUAGAGUGCAUUAGAUUUAACAAAUCUUAUCUUAAAAAAAUGGUAAAUGGAAUAGUUUGCAUUUUGAUUACUGUUUUAGUGCAAAAUGUGAUAGUUACUAAUACCGCUUCUUUAAAGUCAGUUCGCUGCAUUUAAAUAUUAGUGUUUAAAGCUGGAACACAAUUACAGAAAGAUGAAUUUCAAGUUAAUGAUACUGUCACUAUUUUCAUUCCUUACCGUUCAAGUUGUUACAGUUAACGCCUUGACAAUAUCUUUUAUACCAAAUAAUGUUACAAUCCAUGAAGAUGAUAUUAUAACAAUAGAAUAUAAUGUUACGGACUUUAAUGCAACAGAAGAUGAAGAGGAAUUUAUUAUUGACACUGAAGAUGAGAAUAUAGUCUCUAUAGAAAGGGAUGUAAUUUUAUCACAUCCUCAAUUGAAUUUAAGAGGACUGUUUAAUGUAACUGGAAAAUUUUUAGGAAAAACUACAGUAAUUUGUAAAAAUGUGAAAACAAACUUACGAGCUAAUGGAGAUCUGAGUGUCAUUGUAAUUAGAAAGAACAGAAUAAUUGACACUGUUUUCACAGUAUCGGUGGCUAUUUUUGUUAGCAUAAUUUAUAUAAAUUUAGGAUGUGCUAUAAACUGGUCAGAAAUCCCAACUAUUCUAAAAAAGCCUAUUGGCCCAUCUAUAGGAUUUUGUGGACAGUUCAUUCUGAUGCCUUUGCUUAGCUAUGGGCUUGGACUAAUUUUAUUUCCCGAUAACCCAGAAAUGCAACUUGGGUUAUUCUUUUCGGGAGUUGCACCACCUGGCGGGUCCUCAAAUAUCUGGGCAGUACUUUUAGAGGGGAACCUUAGUCUAUCUAUACUAAUGACAACCACAAGUACUGUUGCUUCUUUUGCAACAAUGCCUCUUUGGAUUUUUACUUUGGGAAAAGUGAUUUUUGACAAGGGAAAUUUGGAAGUACCCUACACUCAAAUUACUACUUAUGUAUUAGCAUUAGUCAUUCCUUUAGCCAUUGGGUUCUUUAUUCAAAGGAAGUAUAAACGUUUUGCUGAUUUUAUGAAACAAAUACUGAAAGGAUUAUCCAUUGUUCUUCUUUUGUUCAUUAUUAUUUUCGCAUCUGUAACUAAUAUCUAUUUGUUUAAACUGUUUUCAUGGAAGAUUAUCGUAGCUAGCAUGGCACUGCCUUGGUUGGCUUAUGUUCUGGGCUAUUUUACAGCAUAUCUAUUUGGACAGCCAUAUUCAAACAGUAUAACCAUUGCCAUGAAAAUCGGUAUCCAAAAUACUGGUAUACCAAUAUUUUUACUUAGAUUUGCAUUGCCACAGCCCGAAGCAGAUCUAAUUACAAUUGUUCCAGUUUCGGUAUCGGUAUUUACACCGAUUCCCUUGAUAUGUUUAUUUAUUUGUUUAAAAGUUUGGACAAGAUUGUCACAGAAAAAAAGAGAACUGAAGAGUAAUACUGGUAUUGAUAAUUUGGCUACGUGUACUUAAAAUGAUUUUUUUUUCAUCGUUGCAAAUCAUUUUGUAAUUUAUUCUAGAACAAUGA
Molecule: messenger RNA, 1722 nt
Organism: Anoplophora glabripennis (Asian longhorned beetle)
Lineage: Eukaryota; Metazoa; Arthropoda; Insecta; Coleoptera; Cerambycidae
Product: ileal sodium/bile acid cotransporter-like
Exons: 8
Coding region: 369-1667 (432 amino acids)
Cellular component (GO): membrane
Source: RefSeq, a predicted model, not a curated record